Molecule: messenger RNA, 2044 nt
Organism: Cinara cedri
Lineage: Eukaryota; Metazoa; Arthropoda; Insecta; Hemiptera; Aphididae
Source: the annotation of a GenBank genome assembly
AUGUCAUAUCAAUUUGGGUGGGAGCGCAAUAAGAAUCAUAUAGGAAGCAAGUUAGAAUUACGGUGCGUGUGGUAGUGGAACGACUAGGGGAGGAAAAUAGGAAAGGAAAAUCUUGUAAAUAGAGCAUUUGCCUGUAAAUAUAAAAUAAAUACCUCGUGAGAUUUAAUAAACAUGUGUAUUUUGCACAUUUUUUAAAUGUCUUAAAAAAAAAUUAUUCAAAAUGUUUUUGUAGUUUGUUUAAUUAACCUAUUUAUUUAUAAAUAUAUAAGAGAUAAUGAAUUUUUUAAUAUUUUUUUAAGUAUUGCAUUGUGUUGUUUCUUAUGUUUUUAGACCAAUAAAGGAAGAAUUUAUUGAUGACCUUACAUCUUACAAUUCUAUUGAUGAUAAUAAAUCAAUGCUAAUAGAGUGAGUCUUGUGUUAUUUAAUGUUUUAUUAUUUACACAUUUUUUUAAAUAUACCUAUAGCCUUGUUUACAAGGUUCACUCUUGAUGGUAGUUUUUGAUGAUUUAAAAAUGAAAACAAAUGUUUUACACAGUUCAUUGAUAAUUAUUCCAUUUAUCAUUAUGAAUGUUUUUGGUUUUUUUUUUUAUGAUCACAAACCAACUUUCUUCAUUGUGGAUGGUUACUUUAAAUAAUUUUAUGUUUACAUUUUUUAAUUUUUAUUUCAUUAUGAAUGAUUCAUCAAAAGUAAAGGUGUGCAAAUGCGGCUCUUUUAUAAUCUCUAAUGUUCCGCUGAUCUUAUUAUGAAUCUAUGGGAUAAUAUUAAUCCAACAAUUACCAUUAAUGACUAUCAAUUACCUAACAUAGAAGGUAAACUUUUACUAAAAAUUUUUUUUUUUGUUUGUUAACUUAAUAAAUAAAUAAUUUUUCCUCAAAAUUAUUAUAAUCAUUCUUCUUGUAAUUUGCUAAUAAUAAUAAUUUGAACAUAUUCUACAAAUUGAUGCCAUAUUGCAUGUUACAAAUGUAAACUUAGUGAACUAGCAGUUACACACCUGAUAAAAUUGAUGCCAUCCUACAAAUAAAACAAAAUUUACAAUACACAUAUUCAUAUGUCAUUAUUAAUUUACUUUCUAUAUUAUAAUUAUCAACUUAUAAUCUACAUCUGUUACCUACUCAUUUAAACCUAGCUCUAUGUAUUUUAUAGUGCCUACCUGAUGUAUGUUAACAUAUUAAAAAAUGUAGUUGUAUUAUUAUUACUUAUAGCAAAGCUAAAACACCCUCCACCCACAGAUUUUAUUCUGAUUAGUUCUGAAAUUAUAUUUAGUUUAAGUACUUAUUAUUAUGUAUUUUUAAUGGUGUAGUUAAUAUGAUUAUUAUUAUAUUUUUCAGAUACAUUUUCAAUUCUAAAGAAAUAGAAGAAAUAAAUGCUCAUAUAAAAAAAGAAGUUGAUUUUAUUGAUGAUAUUGUUUAUGAGAGUCAGAUUACUAUCAAACAUGAUCCAAUAGAAUCAAUUUUAUAUAAAGAAUCACUAUUUGAAGAAGAAUAUUUUACAUGUGCUAUUUGUAUCAAUUUAUUUACUUCAAAAUCGAGUUUAAAAUGCCAUAUGAAAACUCAUUUUGUCAAAAAACCAUACCCAUGUCAAGUAUGUAAUAAAUCAUAUUCUACCUUAUCUGUUUUACGAAAUCAUAUGAACGUCCAUAGUGAGAAAAAGUAUCAAUGUAAGACGUGUAAAAAGAAAUUUUCUUUUUCAUCCAAUUUAAUCAGACACAAAAGAACUAACAGUGGAGAAAGGCCUUACCAAUGUGGCAUAUGUAUGAAGAAAUUUGCUCGAAAAGACCAUUUAACAACUCAUAAAAUAAGUCAUAGUGGAGAAAGACCUCACCAAUGUGUUAUGUGUAUGAAGACAUUUACUCGAAAAGACCAUUUAAAUUUUCAUAAAAGAACUCAUAGCACGGAAAGACCUCACCAAUGCAACAUGUGUAAAAAAACAUUUUCUCAGUUAUCCCAUUUAAACACCCAUAUAAGUACUCGCUGUGGGGAAAGAAAUUAUGAAUGUGAUGUGUGUAAAAAGAAAUUUCCAGUUAUUCCAUUUAAUCAGACAUGA